Plectropomus leopardus (leopard coralgrouper) is the source of this 2906-nucleotide messenger RNA. The record is from RefSeq and is a predicted model, not a curated record. Lineage: Eukaryota; Metazoa; Chordata; Actinopteri; Perciformes; Serranidae.
AGCGAUGUGUCCUGUCGUCCGCCGUCUCUCUAACGUACAGACGCACUAGAAACUUCAACCGCAACAAGGUUUUGUCUUAAGUUACGGAUGCUGAACUUGUCUGUCGAGUUUUUUUCAAAUAGAAAUUGUUUUAGUUAUCAAAAAGGACCUAAAGACCCGUGUUUCCUCGAGCCUAUCAUGCUGAACACAGAGGAAAGUUCAUGGUUAGCUGGGUCUCGGCUGCCCAGCUCUAUCCCUCAGUCUCCAGGGCCUCUGUGGUGCUCCGAUGCCCCUCACCCACAACUGAAGAUCCCGGGUGGGCGAGGGACUGUCAGGGAUCACUCUCUCGGCGUGCUACUACACAAGGAUGAGAAGUUAACGGUGACGCAGGCUGCUCCAGCAGGUGGGGACCCCACUUUUCUCCGCUUCCACUACCAGCUGAAUGAGCGUCGCUCUGCCUUCUGGGAUACAGCUCUAUCAGGAGACAGCCUUUUCUUGGAGAUCCCUGCGGGGCAGCUGGUGGAGGGAAGCAAAGAGGGGCUAACUGCUCUGCUCGAGUUUGCGGAAGAGAAGCUCAAAGUUAACUACGUGUUCCUGUGGUUCCAUAAAAACAGAGAGGAUCGAUCAUCCAUCAUCAAGACGUUCCACUACAUGGGCUUUGAGAUGGUGAAGCCGGGCCACCCCAUGGUACCAGCCCGGCCCGAUCUGGCCUUCAUGGUUUACUCUCUGGACAACAGCAGCUCAGACGAGGAGUGACUGCUACACAGUCUCCUUACACCUCCCUCUCCCACCCUUACCCCCUCCCUUCCCUCCUUCCCCUCCCUUCUGUCAGUUUUCUCCCUGAAGCAUCGCAUCCACCUCGGCUCUCACUCUGACAAACCUCCCAGAAAAUCAUUCAUCGCUGACUGGGAGGUGUCACCUUUUUUAAUAGACUCGUGAUUUACGGAGGUGUUUAGGAGUGGUAGGAUUUCCAUGCGACGCCCCCCCAACCUCCUCCCCUUUCCCUCCUUACCCGAGGAUAUCUGCAGAUUGGAUAAACAGGGAGUGGCAUAGCUUGAACUAAGCCAUCACUUGCAUUUUGGGAUUUUGGCUUUUCUUUUUUUUUUCUUGAUUAUUAUUUUUCCUGUAUAGUGGUUUCUCUCUUGGCCACAUUGUUUGUUUGUGCUGCCAUCAACAAGACAAACAACCGUUUGACAUUCAGGAGAAGGUUUGGUUUUACAUUAAAAUUCAGCAUAUCUCUCCUCUGACAGCUUCGACCUUUCAUAAGAAAAGUGACUUUGGGUUGUCGUCGUGUGCUCUUUAUCAUGCAAGCUGGUUUGAUAGGGGUAAAAAGAGGAAAGUAUGGGUUUGGUAUGGUUGAUAAAAUGUUUUGCUUUAUAUUAUAAAUGGGGAAAAGCCUGAUUUGUUGCAUUUAACAUUAACCCACAUGUCUUUUCACUUCUUCCUGGUAUAUGUUAAGGCAUCAUUCCAGCACGUGUCACUCUCUCUGGGAUUUGUUUUAAGCUCUUAACACUUCAGCCACAAAUGUGGAAAUACCCUGUUGGUCUCUCUGGAUGCGUCAAAGCUACGAAGCAGUCUCUAUGUUGAAUGUCGCAACAGGGUAGCUGCCAGCCCGCUGAGGUUAACCCCUCUCUCUUCCUCCUCCCUCUCUGCUAUAAUCAAGCUGUCAAGCUGAUGGUGUGAGUUAUUGAUGAGCCUGGGAGGAGGGCAGCCUGGUUGUUGUUUCACUUUGCGUUUUACACACACACACACACACACACACACACACACACACACACACACACACUUAGGGUUUAUUUUUUUCCAAAUCAUAAGCUGAAUAAUUAUCAAGAGCUUCCACUUACUAUUACUUUUUAUUAAAAUGUAGACAUAAUGUGUGAAUAUCAUGAAGCUUCAGUUUGUGCCUCUGAUGUAUUGUCAUUACACUCAAGUUACAGAGUUAAUCAUCAAGUCUUUAUAUUUAUUGAUAAAUAAAUCAUUGAAAGCCCCAGAAGGUUGUUUAACAGCACUUAUCGUUAUGAAGGUGUUUCCAGGAUUCUCAAAAACAUUUUAAUCCAUUGGCAAAGACAUGCCAUUGCUUGCUCUGUACAACAUAAAAAGACAUUAUUUUGUAUGAAAAUAUUGAAUAAUACAAUUUAAUAUCCAUGUAGGCACAAACUGAAGCUUUUGAAGCUUCAUUCAACCCAGUAGAGUCACCAGUAGUCAUACUAUCACCAGUUUAAAGCUCGAUUUGAAACAAGGCUUUUUGUGCCUAAAGAGGAGUGUGCAAUGUUAAUAAUUUUUACUCUUGAGUCUUACUGAGGAAUGUGUUUCAUAAUUCAUCCUGUGCAGAUUCAAACUCGUGCUAUGAGGGGAAAAGAGCUCAUUGUAGCGGUACAACAGAAGCACAGGUGAUUAACAAAUAUGCAAUUAGAGUAAAAAACACAGUUUUUAGUUGUGGUUUUUAGUACUCUUAACGAAACGCCAAAGAAUCCAUUCUGUCUGUCACAUGCUGUUGAGUCAAAUCAUCUUGCUUUUAAAAUAUUCAGCUAAUUUAAACCUAGUAUGGUAUGUAAAAGCAAUAUUAAUCUACAUUCCUCAUGCCAGCCAUACUACCUGUAACACCUCAGAGAAACAUGAUCGUAGUCUGUUCCAUUUUGGUGUUGGGAUGGGGUGGGGGCCUUUCUUUUUCUUCUGCAUGUGUUCGGAUCAUAUGAGUCUUUAUUGCUACUGAUUGAGCCCUGACUAUGAGCUGUUAGGAAAUGUCAAUAUAUGAAUUUUCUCAGAGGUAUAUUUUUAUGUAUGUAUAUUUCUCAAACGUUUACUGUGAUAGUUUAGGGAUUUUUUGUUCUCAGUGAUAGAGUUAGCAAACAUUCAAUGACAAUCCACUCUUGUAUACUCUGGAACAUUUUGUCUUUGGGGGAAGUAAAUAAAACUAGUUAACUAAA